GAAACAACUGUUUUGAAAUCUUACAAAUGUAUACAUCAUGAUUAAGCUGCCUUAGAGAAUCCUGUGUUUAAUUGGAUUUAGUAGAUUGCCCUUAAAUUUAAUGUUGAGUUCCCAUAGCACGUUAGAAUGAAAGCUUUUAAGCUGAGUGGAUUGGUGAUAUUAGUAUUGUUGCAAUUGACAUUCGGUCAAGAGCUGCAAGAUCUGCUGCAGGAGGGAAGUGGGUCGGUUGGUGAAAGCGUGACGCCUUCGCUGGUGGACGAUUACGUCAACUGCCCUCCCGAUGAUGGUGGAAAUGAUGAUGACUCGGAAGAUGCAGCAGAAUCGGUCGAAGACUACGCGUAUGACUACGAUGCUCCACCGUCGAUGCCGAGAAUAUCUUUCGAUGAUCUAGUAGAUACAGUGGAGAAUGCUACGGUUGUUGAACUAGUUGACGGUAAACUACAGGAUGAACCUUCUACGGAGACAGAUAGCGGAGAACAGAGCACUGAAGAAGUGACUGAUUUCGGUGCAAGUGGUGACGAGGAAUCUAGCGGUGAUGGGGAAGAUGUGUCCAGUUCUAUCCAGCUGAUCAAGGCACCGAAAAUCUACAAUGUACCGGAUACGGAAUCGCAAGAUAACAAGUUCGCCGCAUUCACUGAGGAGCAUCCGGAAGAGAUCGUUUUGACAUCUCCAAACUACCCAGAACCAUAUCCCAAUUCGGUCAACAGUUUUGAAGACUACACGGUUACCGGAGGCAUAGGAGUACAAAUUACCAUCCACGACCUCGACCUGGACCACGAGUUCGACUUCCUCUUCAUCCGGGGAGGAUCAGUCACCGAUAAGUACGAAAAUGGCCCCGUUCUGACGGGGAAGAUCUCGUCACCUGUGCGCUUUCUCGUUCCCCACACAACUACCUUUUCCAUCCACUUCGUAUCGCAGCACGAUGAAUCUGAAGUUCAGUCGCACAAAGGAUUCCGUCUUACGUACGCUCCGUUCGGUACAGUUGUCUCUCCUACCACUCCGACCACUACGGAGAUGAUUGUUCCACGGGAGGAGCUACAGUGGAUCCGAAAGGAAGUGUCCAUCAGUCGAAACAUGAUGAUUUCGGUGGAGACGUGGCCACUGGUGAAGACGGCCCUAGCGAACGCAUCUAAUGCAUUUGUCGAACUGCAUCAGCUAAAGUACAAGCCGUGUCGGCCCGACGACAUUCGAAUCCUGGCACAGAAGUGUCCGGAUACUUGGCCAGGCUACGAGGAGUGCGUCAGUUUGGAGUUUGCCGUUCCGUUGCGACCGAUCGUGGUGAUCGAGGAAGAAUCGGAAGGACUGCUCGGGUUGGAUGGCAAGAGUCGAUUGGUAGGGGGAAAGGGGUUCAUUCCUUUGACAACUACCGAAGAACCGGAAGUGGAGUAUCAGCUGGCGAAGCACAAUCUAGAGCGGAUGUGGAACGAGUUCGGUGCAAUGGCUCUGGCCGAGGUGGGCAUCGAGGUGUACAAGAUGCCGGAAAAUGCGUCGGUGCUGCUGAUUUGGAUUGCCAUCAGCUUGUGCGUCUUGGCGGCAUUCAUAUUUGUGCUGUACAGCAUCUGGAAGAUUGACUUCUUCAAGGAUUAUAGAAGAAUUUCCAAGCUAAGCAGAGAACCCCAGGACGAAGACCGCGGUGAACUGAAGAAGAAAGAAUACGACAUUUCCAUGUUCCCAUCGCCGCACCAGAUUGUCCCGACCCUAUUCCCAUCAGGAGACCCUUACAGUGAACGUCCUACGGAAGCUCAAUACGCCUACGACAACUCAACCAUGAACCCCUGGGCCGAAGACAUGGAUGACCCGAGGAAGUUCAACGGCAACCCCGCAGCGCCUAGAAACCAUCAACCAAAGCAACAGGUGUUUGAGCCACUUUCCCCGCUGGACUACUCGCCAAGUAUCAUGGACUUUAAUGAAAUACCGGAACCUCGAUCGCCCAGAAGGAGCAGAGUUAAUCCCUUUCUACCGCCCAGCAACGGGGGCAGUCCAGGCGGCAGAGGCGGCGGUCAGUGAUCGUCGUAAAAUCGUUUGGCAAGUUAAUUAAAAACUGUUUGGUUUGUUAUUUUAAAGACUUUUUCUGUAGCCAAUAAGUGGAUAUCGUAUUAAAUAUAUGCAUAUAAGUAGAGUACUCUCAAAAUGGGUUCAACUCGUGCUGAUUGGAUUUAGUGGCGUGCUGUGAAGGAGCCAUUAUCGAUACGGGGUGGGGCGGCGACUUUUCAAAGCAAUUAAUUUUAAUGAAACUAACUUAUGCGAAUCACGUUGAUCCCAAUUUCGGUAGAAAUUUGUGGCAGUAGCAUUUUGUUCAUUUUUGUAUGAAAUAUUAAUAAAAUCAAACAGAGCAAA
Ochlerotatus camptorhynchus is the source of this 2337-nucleotide messenger RNA. RefSeq lists its product as uncharacterized. The transcript has 7 exons. Gene Ontology annotation, molecular function: serine-type endopeptidase activity. The record is from RefSeq and is a predicted model, not a curated record. Lineage: Eukaryota; Metazoa; Arthropoda; Insecta; Diptera; Culicidae. Bases 127 to 2007 code for a protein of 626 amino acids.